Molecule: messenger RNA, 513 nt
Organism: Limanda limanda (common dab)
Lineage: Eukaryota; Metazoa; Chordata; Actinopteri; Pleuronectiformes; Pleuronectidae
Product: leptin-B-like
Source: RefSeq, a predicted model, not a curated record
AUGUGGCGCGACGACACGCUACGGUUGCAUAACGGCUUCUACACAACACCUGUCAGCAGAAACGCUCGGACUCCCACUGAGCAGCUACAAGAGAGACCAAAAUUGUUUUAUAAUAACUUUGUUAUUUUUGUGUUUUUUAGAAUGCACAUCCCUCUGACCCUUCUCUGUGCCGCUCUAAUGGCAGCUGCUGGUCCCACACAACUGUCGGAGUUUCGACUGAUAGAAGUCAGCACUCCCUCUAUUGAUUGACUCUGCAGCAUCUGCCACGAGCUGGACAUAGAGCUGCAGAAUCCCUUCACCAACCUCGUGAGCCAGGUCCAGACCGACGUCUCCAGCUUGGAGGGACGGGUGCGCGCCCUGUCCCAGAUCCUGAACUGCCCUGUCCAGCCCCGACCCAGCGGAGUCACCGCAGACAAUCAGUUCGCAGAAAGUCGACUGUACCUGACGCUGACAAAGGUGCAGCUCUACAUGGAGAUGCUGCUUCUCAAGGAGGACAAGCUGAAGGUCUGCUGA